GAGAUCGUUAAGAUCUCCUCGGAACAGGAAACUGCGGUGUAAACUAGGAAGCUGAUCCCACGAGGAGAUUGGAUUGAACCCUAGCCUCUCGGGUGGAGCGACGCCAGUAUAUAAGAGGGGACAACGGCGGCGCAAGGAGAUCGAUCGGAUUAUCUUAUCUACCUUGCGCGCGCACGUACGUAGGUCCAAGAUCCAGCCAUGGCGUCGAGCGACAACGACGACCAGGGCUACAGCGAUUUCGACGAGGAGGAGGACCCGAUCGAGCUCGAGUCGGACGACGACAUGGCGACGCUGCUGGCCGCGAGGAGGCAGAAGUACAAGGUCCUCACCGAGGACGCCGUGCGCGCGCUCCAGGACGACUGCAUCGCCGGGGUCGCCGACCUCAUCCAGGUCCCGCCGGCGAUCGCGGCCAUCGUCCUGCGCCACUGCCACUGGAGCUCCCUCGUGGUCCAGGACAAGUGGUUCUCCGACGAGCAGGGCCUCCGCGCCGCCGUCGGCCUGCUGCCGCCCAGCGACGGCGACGCCGUGGCAGAGCCCAAGCGCAAGCGCAAGGGUAAGAAGCUCACCUGCGACCUCUGCUUCGACAAUCACGCUCCAAGCCAGAUGAAGUCGGCGGGGUGCGGCCACCUGUACUGCCGCGUUUUCUGGCGCGGGUACAUACGCGCGGCGGUGGAGGACGGCGCCCGGUGCCUGUCGCUGCGGUGCCCGGACCCGUCCUGCUCGGCGGCCGUGAUCCGGGACCUGGUGGACGACGUCGCCGACGAGGAGGACAAGCAGCGGUACGCGGGGUUCGCGCUCCGGUCGUACGUGGAGGAGAGCAAGACCAUGAGGUGGUGCCCCGCUCCCGGGUGCGGCCUCGCCAUGGAGUACCUCGGCGGGGAAAGCCUGAGCGAGCAGCUGGACGUGGUGUGCGACUGCGGCCACGGCUUCUGCAUCGUGUGCGCGGAGGAGUCGCACCGGCCGGUGCCGUGCCGCACGGUGCGCGAGUGGGCGGCCAAGAACAGCUCCGAGUCGGAGAGCACCAACUGGGUGAUAGCCAACACGAAGCUCUGCCCCAAGUGCCGGCGCCCCAUCGAGAAGAACACGGGCUGCAACCACAUGACCUGCCGGGACCCCUGCCGCCACCAGUUCUGCUGGAUCUGCCUCGCCGACUACCACGGCGGCCACACCUGCAACCGCUACGAGGUCGACGAGAUCGACGCCCGGCAGGCCUACGCCAGGGCCUCCCUUGACAGGUACAUCCAUUACUACGAGCGCUGGGUGGCGCAUGAACACUCACGCCAGAGGGCCAGCGAGGACAUGUUCGAGCUGGAGAGCGCCCGCGAGGUCUACCUCGAGGGCGCCGCCGCCGACGAGGCGCAGAGGCAGCUCGGGUUCCUCAUCGACGCCUACAGGCAGAUCCUGGAGGGGCGACGGAUGCUGAGGUGGACCUACGCAUACGGCUACUUCGCCGACAGGGACAAGCUCAACCUCCUCGAGUGCCUCCAGGGCGAGGCCGAGGGCUCGCUGGAGCGCCUCCACGAGAUGGCCGAGGCGGAGCGCACCGCCAGCGAAAACUACUACGCUGCCGACGGCGGCGUCUCGUCCUACUUCGACAGGCUAGCAAAGCUCACCAAACAGACCCACGAUUACUUUGAGAGCAUGGCUGAAGCUUUCCAAACCGAUCUCGACUAGCAAAAGGUUCCUGGUUUAACUACAAGUACAGUUGCUUUUUUUUACUUAGAGCUAGACGAUUUUCCACCUUAAUUCAUCCAUUGCCAGAUGUAGUAGCUUUCAUCUGAACUCCUUUGCUUUUUGCAACUUUUUAGAUUUGGUUCUUUAUGUUACUACGGUCAACUGUUUGUCAAACGCCGUUUUCCGCUAAUGUGUCCUUGUUUUGGCCAACAUGAUAGAUGUCUAGAUUAAUUGGUUUGCUACCAACUUUUGGCAAGCCAACGUUUGGCAAAAUCAAAAGUUGUCGACAUUUAGCAACUUAUUAUAAGAUUCGCAACGAAAAUUGGUAUGCAACCAAAACCAACAUCCGGCUGAAGCACCAUCUUUGCCACUCCGAUGAGCAGCAUAGCCGGACAUAGGGAAGAUAUGGGGAAAGAAUAUGCCUCCGGGACUCCGUUUUCGUCCAAAAUAUAACUGUUUUCGUUCGGUUUGUAUGAAA
Messenger RNA from Triticum aestivum (bread wheat), 2152 nucleotides. Its product is annotated as probable E3 ubiquitin-protein ligase ARI7. The coding region runs from base 199 to 1674 and encodes 491 amino acids. Gene Ontology annotation, molecular function: ubiquitin-protein transferase activity; zinc ion binding. Lineage: Eukaryota; Viridiplantae; Streptophyta; Magnoliopsida; Poales; Poaceae. Gene Ontology annotation, biological process: protein ubiquitination. The record is from RefSeq and is a predicted model, not a curated record. The transcript has a single exon.